This is a messenger RNA of Poecile atricapillus (Black-capped chickadee), 1927 nucleotides long. RefSeq lists its product as uncharacterized. The transcript is spliced from 9 exons. The coding region runs from base 17 to 1132 and encodes 371 amino acids. The record is from RefSeq and is a predicted model, not a curated record. NCBI's taxonomy places the organism in Eukaryota, Metazoa, Chordata, Aves, Passeriformes, Paridae.
GUCACCCUCAGCACGGAUGGCACGGCCAGGGGAGGAGCAGGCGGCAGCAGGAGGGGUGACGGGGCAGCCGGUGCCACCGCGCUGGUCCCUGCGGAGCCGCCAGGAGGGGACGCGAGAGCCGGGAUCCGGUGCCGAGCCCUGGAGCAAAGGGGACAGAGCCAGGACUGGCCUGGCACUGCUGGGACACACCUGGGACACCAACCACCGGUGCCACACAGACCUGCAGAGGAUGUCUUGGCAGGGGCAGAGAGCCUGUGUGGGCCAGGAGUGGCUGGACAAGGAGAAAACUUCACAAGAAGAGAAACUGGAGCUGCUGGAGAGGCUGCGGGAGCUGGAGCGGGGCAGCCGCUCCCUCCUGCAGCAGCGGCUGCGGGUCCUGCAGCGGCUCCACGGGCUGCUCCAGAGGGACAAGGCGGAGACCCUUCGGCAGCUCCGGGAGGCCCUGGAGCAGGGUCGGGCCGGCAGGAGGAUCCUGCGGGAGCAUCUCCCGAGCCGCCCGCGGGACCCGGCGGUGCCGGGGCGGGCUGGGGGCUCCCCGGGCCUGGGGACCCCCCCCCGCCCCAGCAGUGCCGUGGGACCCGGCCCCUCGCCGGCAGCGCUCGGCUCAUCCCUGCCCUCCCCCAGCCGCGCCCUCAUUGCCCUGCGGCGGCUCCGGCAGCAAAUCCAGCGGCGCCUCGGGCAGUGGCAGAGGCUGGAGAGAGCCCUGGGAGCCGCCGGACACAGGCAGGAGGACGGGGAGCAGAGGCAGCAGCCGGAGAAGGUCCCAGCUCCAGGAGCCCCGAGGGAGCCCCUGGUCCAGGGACAGAGGGAACAUCCCCAUCCCUCCCUGGCCCUGAGCUCCCGGGGGCUCCUGCAGCAGCUCCAGCAGCACUUCCAGGAGCUGCAGCUGGAGAAGACACGGGACACUGGGAGCCCGACAGCCCUGGGGGACAAUCGGGCACCAGAGAGGAGCCCCGGGGCCAGCCCGGGGUGGGGACUCCCCCUCUGCCACCGGCCCAGCGCUGAUCCAAGGAAAGGAAGAGGGGCUGAGCUCCACCAUGGAGCAGAAUUCCCGGUGGGAACAGCCCUCAGGCAGGUCCCACCAGCACCACCCCACGGCACCAGUGAUCCCAGGGUCACUGUUGGAUCCUGAGGGAGUCAGGUGGGAUGGCCAUGGAAUCCCAGGGAUCAGGCACAGGGCUCCCACAUCCUCUUCCCACCCUGCAGAUCCUCCCCUGGUCACUCUCCCAUCUCUCACUCUGGGACAGAGCCGGGGGCAGCUUGCAGGUGACAUUUUCUCUUCUGUUCCACCACGAGGACACCGGUUGGAUAUUUGGGAAAAAUUCCAAGUUGAAAAGGAAGUUAAACACUGGACCAAGCUGCCCAGGGCAGUGGUGAAAUCACCAUCCCUGGAAGUGUCAAAAAAACGGGUCCUUGUGGCACUUUGGGAUGGGGUUUAGUGGGAUUUGCUCAAAGGUUGGACUUGAUGAUCUUGGAGGUCUUUUCCAGCCUUAAUGAUUCCGUGAUUCUGAGUUUUCUCCCUGGACACUGAGGUCUCAGUUAUGGAAUUACAAUAGGCAGAACAAAGCUCCUGAAAAUUCCUCAAAAAGCACCACGAGGUUGUGACAGAUCCUGGAGCUGCCAAGUGCCCUUGGACAGGUGGGAUCUGCCCAUGGAGCCAGGCUGGGAUCGCUGACCCUGCGACAGAGAAAAUCCAAGGGAACUGUUCUGUUUGGAUGCUUUAAUUUAAUCUGGAAAAAAGAGAAACCCAUUCCUCCAUCUCUGCACAUCUUGGGAAAUGCUGGUUUUAAUUUGCAGGAGAACACCCAAGGAAAGUUUCUACACGUGAAAAGGGAAAAAUGGGAGUUUCUUGCAGGAUUUCAUUGCCCAGGGGAGGGAAUGGAUGAGGAUUGGAAUAUUUGUGUGUUUUCUUUCCAAUGAAAAUAAA